CUUUUUCCAUUCCCGAUUCUUUCAUCUCUGCCUUUUUUCUUCUUUUUUUAAUUUCUGCAUCUUUCUUGAUUACUGAUUAAUUAAUAGGUUUAAAUAUAGGUUUUAUUAUGCCUUUUCCCUUUUUAGUGAUAUUUCGGAUAGCAUUGCAUGAAUUGUGUUGUUAGAGAUUGUUUUCUGUUAACGGAUUCGUCAUCCAGUUUCGCUACUGGAGUUGAAUUUUAUUGCGGUACGGUUUAGAUGACUGUGAAUGUUUUGUGCGUAAUUCUUUGGAAUCCUGAGGAUUGGGGAGUAAAGGAAAAUGUGCAAAUUAAGAAAAUUUUAUGGCGUUGAGGUAUUUAUGGCUUGAAAAAUGACAUGCCAUGUUGUCAGAGCACAUGCUUGUGUUGUGUAAGAUAAGGCUUUGGAAUAUGUUGCUGGUGAUGUUCACUUUUAUAUUCCUGUAGAAAUAAUGUCAUAUCAAAUUUUGAUAAACUGUAGAGUGUUUUAUGAAAGAAAUGUAUAGUGUGUUUUAAUCUUAAUUAAGACUGACGGUGUUGGUCACACAUGGAAACAUUUUUUUUUUUACGGGGAUAGUGCGGUCUGAAGUAUUUAACUGCACAUGUCUGUGCUACGAUGAAGAGAAUAUAUGCUAGUUCUUGUGGAAAAAAUAAGACUGGUGAUAGGUUUAAAGAUACUCGGCCGAGUGAGCAUGUAGUAUAAAUAGUUUUAGAUAUGUGGUUCCUGUGUUGUAGAUUUUAGUUGAUAAAUGCCAUUUUUGCGAUCAAAACCUUGCAGCAAUGUGAUGCCUAAUGGCUACAAUAGUUAAAUUGGAUAUUUGUCACUCAACAUUAUGAUUUGUUGUUUACUUUUUUUGUACAUAUUACUAUAUUACCCUUUUCACAUUUUAUGUAUCUUAGGGUAACAAAAUUCAUGAGUGUUCCCCCUCUCACUCUCUGUAUGCAUCUGUUUUCCUUUAUUUAGGAAUCAGUGUCCACAGUCCUUUCUAGUUAUUUAAUUUUAGGUUUACUAUAAUAUAUGAUAGACAAAUUUAAUGAGAAGUUGCAGAAGAAAGAUUUUCUUUACUGAACACAUUAGAUUGACCCAAUUACACUCUUACAAAUUACAAGGCUUGACUUGAGUAAUUUCCUUUCUCAUUUUUCACGGGUUACUUAUUUCAUAGUUUGCUUUCAAGUUUCUUAAUCGGAACGUUUCUCGGUGAAAUUUGUGAAGUAUGAGAUGAUAUAACUUCCUUUGUGAACAUUAAGAAUUUAACUUGAACUUUUACUAGCUUCACAUCCCAAUUUAACUGUUUCAUGACACUUUGCUUCUUUCCUUAAUGAGUGAAAUCAUAAAAGCUAAAGUACUCUAACCUUCUCAAACUGUUCAUCUGUCCAAGAGUGAAUAUGCAAAACUUUGUUGAAGAGUUGUCCCCAAAGACUUCUGCAAGAUCUAUCAAAACCUAGACAUGAAUCUAGGAUCUUUGUCUAGGAUUACUUUGGGCACACCAUGCAACCUUACAAUCUCUCUUAUGUACAAUUGUGCAAGUUUUUACAUUGAUAUCCUCAUAUUCACAUGUAAGAGUUAUCACUCCAUAUAUCUUGAGGAGGUGAUUUGGAGAUGUCAGACUUACCAGGGUAUAUGCGUACCUGUUUGAACACAGGGAAGCUUCUUUCAUUGGCAAUUUUGGUCUCUGGGGGAAUAGUAUUACAAAUUUUGGCAUGUGCCUUGUAUAAUAAUUGGUGGCCGAUGCUAAGUGUGUUAACGUAUGUGCUUCUUCCAAUGCCUUUGUUGUUCUUUGCAGGGUCUAAUGACUCUAUAUUCGAUGAAUCUGAUAAUAGCAGCUGGGUGAAUUUUACCAAGUUCUUGACCGGAGCCUCAACCGUUGGAGGCAUUGCCAUUCCAAGCAUAUUAAAGCAUGCAGGGGUUAUCGGUUGGGGAGCCUUUGCAAUGGAACUCUCUUCCUACUUCGUGUUUGGGCUGACAUUAAUAUGUUACCUUUGGAUGAGUGAUGAAGAUGAUUACAGUAUCCUCUGAUACGAGAUUUGCUUCAUCAUUGUAAAAAUGAAUUUGUUGUCUCCCCAAAUUGUACAGUAGCUUUCAGCCCAAUGUGUAUUUAUUGUCUGUUAAGAAAUGUGUCGGCUUUUGCCCGUUUUCUUAUUGUGUUAACUAAGUGUGGUUUUCAUUAUAAUUUCGUAGAAGUUAUUUUUCUAUGAUACUUCUCAAAAUCA
This is a messenger RNA of Vigna radiata var. radiata (mung bean), 2207 nucleotides long. RefSeq names its product vacuolar protein sorting-associated protein 55 homolog. The record is from RefSeq and is a predicted model, not a curated record. The coding region runs from base 1597 to 2013 and encodes 138 amino acids. The transcript is spliced from 5 exons. Gene Ontology annotation, biological process: late endosome to vacuole transport via multivesicular body sorting pathway. Lineage: Eukaryota; Viridiplantae; Streptophyta; Magnoliopsida; Fabales; Fabaceae. Gene Ontology annotation, cellular component: endosome.